Paralichthys olivaceus (Japanese flounder) is the source of this 3006-nucleotide messenger RNA. It is a transcript of the gene csnk2b, whose product is annotated as casein kinase 2, beta polypeptide. Gene Ontology annotation, cellular component: protein kinase CK2 complex; cytoplasm. Gene Ontology annotation, molecular function: protein kinase regulator activity. The record is from RefSeq and is a predicted model, not a curated record. Lineage: Eukaryota; Metazoa; Chordata; Actinopteri; Pleuronectiformes; Paralichthyidae.
GUCAGCCCGGUACCCUGCAGCGGAGCGACUCAGCGGAGGAAGAGGAAGAAGCUGCGGGGUGAACCGGGGCUGGAGUCCAUUUUAUUUACACCGGUGAGGCUGCUACAUUUUCAUCUGUCGGGUUUUUCAGGAGCUCGCAAGUUAAAAGUCGGUGUUCAGACAUGAGCAGUUCAGAGGAAGUGUCAUGGAUCUCCUGGUUCUGUGGACUGAGGGGGAAUGAAUUUUUCUGUGAGGUGGAUGAAGAUUACAUCCAGGACAAGUUCAACCUGACGGGGCUUAAUGAGCAGGUUCCUCACUAUCGCCAGGCCCUGGACAUGAUCCUGGACCUCGAACCAGACGAGGAGCUUGAGGACAAUCCCAACCAGAGUGACCUGAUCGAGCAGGCAGCUGAGAUGCUGUAUGGCCUCAUCCACGCACGCUACAUCCUCACUAACCGAGGCAUCGCACAGAUGUUGGAGAAGUAUCAGCAGGGAGACUUUGGCUAUUGCCCUCGUGUGUACUGUGAGAAUCAGCCCAUGCUUCCUAUCGGUCUGUCGGAUAUCCCAGGUGAGGCUAUGGUGAAGCUGUACUGCCCUAAAUGCAUGGAUGUCUACACACCUAAAUCCUCCAGGCACCACCACACAGAUGGAGCCUAUUUUGGCACUGGCUUCCCCCACAUGCUCUUCAUGGUUCACCCUGAGUACAGGCCGAAGAGGCCCGCCAACCAGUUUGUCCCCAGGCUGUACGGGUUCAAGAUCCACCCCAUGGCCUAUCAGCUGCAGCUGCAAGCCGCCUCCAGUUUCAAGAGCCCCGUCAAGGCCAUCCGCUAGAGUGUCCACGACAGAGGAGGAGGAAGAGGAGGAAAAUUCAUAGAGAAAGAGGGUGAAGACAGCAAAGAAUAAUCGUCCGAAGAGCAGGGGGGUCACCUGUAUUUUAGAGCUCUUCAGAUGUCCCCUCCCCACCCUGAAGACUGUAUUAUUUUGGUUUAGAUUAGGGCAAAUGAAAACAAAGUGUAAAGAUUUUUUUGAGUGUGAGCGAGACAUAAAAAACGCACAGCUACGAUCGUAAUCACAAACAUACACACACACACACACACAAACAUGUAAGGAAACAAAUACAACCACACACCAGGGAUUCCAUACACGUACCUUUCCAAACUCAGCAGUGCCAAAAACAGGAGGUGAAGUAAGAUGAAGCUGAACAGUUCAGGGGCUCCACGUCGCUGCACCCCCCCAUCACUCACUCUACAGCACACUGAUGAGAAAUGAUAUAACUGAUCAGUGGGUGGCUCUGCAGGGAACUUCUCCCUGUUGAAAAGGUUUUUGUGUUCUGGGCUUUUUGACAGAAAGCUGCAAAAGUGCAAUGGCUGAGUCUGUUUUCACCUCUGACUCUGUUUUGUGUUUUUUCUGUAUUUGGCACAGUUUGGUAAAGGGUGGUGGUGGUGGUAAACCCUCUGUCAUUCAAAGCCUCCUCCCCAUUAGUCCCCCAAUGCAUGUACACUCAGGCGGGCUCUCCCACAGACAGUUUGGACAGUGGUAACGGGUGUUUUUUUUCUCCGAAGGUCGUUUGUGAAAUUUGAUUUGUCGGAUGUUUUGUGGUGUUGGUUCACAAAACAUUGUUAAAUUUGCCUUAAGAUGCAGAGAAAACACCUGGAUUGUUUUGCUUUACAAGAGGCACAAGCAGUUUUAAAUUUGUUCUGCGUUCAGGAGUUAGAGUAGAAAUAGAUUUAGCGAAUAUGAUUUUCUGAAUAGUUCAGACUCCUAUAAUUAGCCUCUUUCAUUUCCCCAGCUGUCUAUACGCGUGUCAAACAACGUCUGUAUUGGUACCGAAGUGUGAAUAUAACCUGCGAUGAAGUUGUUUUUCGAGAAACGCCCCCUCCCUCCCCAGCAGCAGGAUUGCCUGUGUUUGCAUCGUUACCCUCCCUCCCUCCCUUCGUAGCCUUAUCUCCCCCUAAGAACAUAGUUUGACCCUUGGGGAAUACACAAGAUUAAUGGUGCUUGUGUCUGUACGGUAAAUAUGAAGCUACUGCUAGUAGCCAGUUGGCAUAGAUUGAGAAUCCCUCCAUCAAAACCUCUAAAAUCCACUAAUUAACUCGUUACAUCCCGGGUGGUUAACAUUUACAACAACGUAGAACGGCUAUUUGUCAUCUAGCAUUUGCUAGGCUAGCUGUUUUUUUAAAUUAAGGGUUUAAAUAAAUUACUGUUGAAUAGUGGGAUUUAAAACUCGUCCUUAUGUUUCACUUAUUCGUAUAAAACCCAAAACGACAAAUUUCUGUGUACAGGUGGUUUGGUCUAUUACGAAAAUAACUGAAAUAACAGUGAACGUUCAGAUUAAACUAAGAUGCAACCUUGUAAUUAUUGAGCUAUGUUAGCUGGAUUUUAUUACCGUUCAUAAUAAAAUCAAUAAUAAUGAUAAGAUCGAGACUAGCAGUUUACUAGUUUCCAGUUUUAAUGCUAAGCUCAAUCAACUUGCUGCUGGUUGUCGUUUCAGAUUUAAGUGACAGAUUUGAGUGGAUUCAGUCCUCGCAUCCAACUCCCCCUCCGUGGAAAAAAAAAAAAAAAAAGCUUUCCCAAAAUGUCAAACUAGUUGUGUAAAGAUCAAGCAGGAGACUCAGAGAAAGAGGAAUUUAGACAAUCUGAAUCCUUCCGCUCACUCCACCACUGCACUGAUCCAUCCUCCUGGUGUCUCUCCACAGCCGUCUCAUUAUUUAUGUUCACGUUUCGAGACCGACCGAUCACCAGCCGCCAGUUUUUGUUUCUGAAGCAGUGGGGGAGGGGUAGAUGCUCAGCUGCCCCCCCACUCACUCUCUCUCUCUCUCUCUCCUCUUUUACUUUUGUGUGACUGGAAUAGUUUUUUUUUUUUUUUUUUUUUUUUUUUUGUUUGUUUUUGGAUUCCAUGAUACAAGAGGAAAUGUAUUUAUGUGUCCAAAUGAUUUUAACUGAUGUUUGCUUGUGUUGUCGUCGUCUUUCUGCGACUGUGGGUGAGCAGGAUUCAGAAUUCUCAAUAAACUUCUAUUUUCUUUUCAUA